GACCCCACUGGAAAUAAGCUUUCGAGCUUUCGUGGGUCAUCCUGUGCAAGCCUGUUGUUUAAAUGCUACUGUAUAAUAUGUUAUGGUGACUUGCCAAAUAAAAUCAAUCAAUCAAUCAAUCAUCAUCACCAUCAUCAUCCAUCAUCAUUAUGAGCUAUAUCAACAAGUAGGCAGACAUGACGUACAUAGGCCUAUUCGGAAGUUUCUGAUAGCGAAGCGAGCUAAUAAAAAAGACCUUUCUAAUACAAAUAUAUUUUUUUUCGACCAACAUGAAUUCCGAAGAUAAAAAAGUGCCGGGAUGCCUCUUCUUUCUUCUCCUUUUCUUUCCUCGUUUUUUGUUUUUGCCGUGUGUACCACAUGUGCUUUUUAAUUAGCCGUAACUUCAGUCUGCUUCAGAUUGCGCAAAUGAACCGCUUUACUAUUUAGAGGUCGUUCGUAGACAAAAAUUAGGCCGAACUUAGGCUUUAAACAAGUGAAAUUCAGCAAGACUGUAGGAAGGAUAGGUAUGAAUCAAAAGAACAAGUGAAGCUGUUAUCUCUUGGUGAAAUAGAAAGGAUGGAUGUAAGAAUAGAUGCUGGUUCACAGUCUUCUACAUCAUCAUCUGUGAAGUGUAAACAAGAAGUUAUUAUCAAAGAGGAGGAUGCAGACAAACCUGAAAAUAUCAAUUCUGGUUUAUCAAUCCAUUGUGAACAGAGUCAUAUCAAGUCAGAAGACACCAUCUGUAAGAGUGAGAAGUUGUUAUCAAAGAGCGAUGAAUAUAAAACAUUCUACAUCAAGGAGGAAGAAGAGGAAUGUUUACAACAAGAAACCACUACCGUUGGGAGUUCAGGUGACAAUGCAUCCUUGGAAUUGACAUGUGAAGCUCAACCAACAGAGGAGAGUGAAGAAGAGAGAAUACAACAAUACAAUGAACAAGACUUCACAGGAUUAAGGCCAGCCACAUGUGAACAUGAUACCUCUAGUGAACCGGAGCAAUGGACUUUGAGAGGUGAGUCCUUGGUAGAGAGAGAAGAUUUACCUGACAAAGAAAGAACACAGCAGGAUUCAUCAGAUAAUAAUGGUCUCACAAAGUCUUUGCAAACCACAUGUCAAAUUGGUACUACUUCAAGGAUUGACAUGUCCUCAGAGUGCACUGGAAAAGAUCUAUUUCAAGAGCAGGGCAGCAUCAAAGACUAUAGCCAGGAAUCUCAAGGAGUAGAUAGACCUCACUUACCAGCAUCCAUAGAAAACUCAUGUGACCUUGGAGAGGAGAGGUCACAAAGAUGUUUGAGAGGAUCAAAUGAUCUCACUUGUCAUGUCAGUGUAGACCACAGAAGCAGUUCUUUGUCUUGUUGCAAAUCUGUGCAGAGUAAAGAGACGUCACCCGGAAGGCCCCAUGCUAGCUCUCAAUGCGGGACAAAGUUUCAGAAGCUUUGGAAUCUGAAAGGACAUGGGUCAAAGCAUAAUGGUGAAAAGCCUUUUCCAUGCAGUAAAUGUCCACAAUCUUAUACACGUAAGAGAAAUCUUAAGAGACAUUUGAUUAUGGUUCAUGGAGUAGCCAAUAAUGAAAAGUCUAAACGGGGAGACACAACUACUUCCACAACUUUUCUUGGAAGACCCCACGCUUGCUCUGAUUGUGAUAAAAGGUUUAGCCGGUUAAGUCGCCUGAAAGAACAUAAGUAUACACAUAGUGGUAAAAAGCCUUUUGCUUGUUCAUUGUGUCCAUCAUCCUUUGUUAGAAAGCAUGACCUUUUUAGACAUUCAUCAAGACUUCAUGGGGUUGGUCAAGGUGGUGUGUCCAAACAGGGAAACAAAGGUUCUUCAAAACUUAAAGACAUUACUCAAAAGCAGUGUCAUAGACAAAGUGAAAGAAAAAGAGGAUUUGAUGAAAAUGCUAUUGAGCAAAUAGAUAACACAGGUGAUGUACCUAACAAUAUUUGUAAAGGCAAUGUUUCAAAUAGUAUAGUACAUUCCGAAUCAUUGUGCAACGAACAGACGUCUCUUAAAAGGCCCCACGUGUGCUCUCAAUGUGGGAAAAAGUUUCAGAAAAUGUUGAGUCUCAAAGUCCAUAUGUAUACACAUACAGGUAAAAAGCCUUUUGAAUGUUCUUUAUGUCCACAAUCCUUUAAUAGUAUGAAGCAACUCGUAAGGCAUUCAUCAGAACAACAUGGGAAUGAAGUGACUGAAUGUAGAAAGAAGAUUGCUUCUGAAAAUAAAAACAUUGCUCACAAUGAAAAGUUUGUCACAAAUUACAUGCAAUCUGGAGACACAUUUGAGAGUCAAUCACAUGACCCAGGUCACAACAAAUCACUUGAAACAAAUCAAAAGCAAAUACAUAUAGCAGAUCAGGAAAAGAUUGAUAUAACAGAUAAGUGGGAACAACAUGGUAAAGUUCACCACGAAAUGCAUCGCCAAAAUGAUGAUAUACUAAGCCAACAAGGAAAUACAGAUAGUUCAAAGAGCACAAGUAAAGGGCUUUCCUUAAAAUCUAGAUCACAUGAAAUUCCUAAGCAAUUGAAUACUAGACCUUAUGCUUGCACUCAGUGUGGGAAAAGGUUUAAGAGGACAUAUCAUCUGAAAGAACAUAUGGACACACAUACUGGUAAAAAGCCUUUUGAAUGUUCUUUAUGUCCAAAAUCCUUUAGCCGAAAGAGGAACCUUGUGAAUCAUUCAUUUAGUAUUCAUGGGGUAGCUGCUGAUGAAGUGACUCGUGGGGUAACUGUUAGUCAAGAUUCUCAUAGGGUAACUGAUUAUCAAAAGUCUCGUGGGGUAGCUGUUGAUCAAAAGUCUUGUGGCGUAACUGUUGAUCAAGUGUUUCAUCAGGUAGCUGUUGAUCAAGAGUCUCAUAGGGUAAUUGUUGGUCAAGAGUCUUGUGGGGUGACUGUUGUUCCAUUUUUUUAUGGGGUAGCUGUUGAUCAAGUCUCACGUGAGGUAGCUGUCGAUCAACUGUUUAACCGGGUAUUCGUUGAUCAAGAGUCUCUUGUAACUGUUGAUCAAGUGUCUCAUGGGGUAACUGUUGAUCAGGAGUCUCUUACAACUGUUGAUCAAGUGUCUCAUGGGGUAACUGUUGAUCAGGAGUCUCUUACAACUGUUGAUCAAGUGUCUCAUGGGGUAACUGUUGAUCAAGAGACUCAUGGGGUAGCUAUUGAUCAAGAGACUCGUGGGGUAGCUUUUGAUCAAGAGACUCGUGGGGUAGCUAUUGAUCAACUGUUUAACCGGGUAUUUGUUGAUCAAAAGUCUCUUGUAAAUGUUGAUCAAGUGUCUCAUGGGGUAACUGUUGAUCAAGAGUCUCUUGCAACUGUUAAUCAAGAGUCUCUUGUAACUGUUGAACAAGUGUCUCUUGGGAUAACUGCUGAUCAAGUGUCUAACAGUGGAAGCAAGUCUUCCGAGGAUCAAACUGAAAUUCGUGCUCACAAGCAACAAAUUAGUAAAAGGCUCUCCUUAAAAUCUAGAUCACAUGAAAUUCCUAAGCAAUUGUCCACUAGACCUUAUGCUUGCACUCAGUGUGGGAAAAGGUUUAAGAGGACACAUCAUCUGAAAGAACAUAUGUACACACAUACUGGAAAAAGGCCUUUUGAAUGUUCUUUAUGUCCAAAAUCCUUUAGACGAAGGAAGGACCUUGAAGAGCAUUUAUUAAGACAUCAUGGGAUAAGCAUUGAUCAAGAGUCUUGUGGGGUAACUGUCGGUCAAGAUUCUCAUGGGGUAACUGUUGAUCAAGAUUCUCAUGGGGUAACUGUUGAUCAAGAGUCUCUUGAGGUAACUGUUGAUCGAAAAUCUCAUCAGGUAGCUGUUGGUCAAGAUUCUUAUAGGAUAAAUGUUGGUCUAGAGUCUUGUGGGGUGACUGUUGUUCCAUUUUUUAAUGGGGUAACUGUUGAUCAAGAGUUUCAUCAGGUAGCUGUUGGUCAAGUGUCUCGUGGGGUAAUUGUUGAUCAAGUGUCUCAAGGGGUAACUGUUGAUCAAGAGUCUCUUGUAAAUGUUGAUCAAGUGUCUCGUGGGGUAACUGUUGAUCAAGAGUCUCAUGGGGUAACUGCUGAUCAAGUGUCUAACAGUGAAAGCAAGUCUUCCAAGGAUCAAACUGAAAUUCUUGAUCAAGAGUUUCAUCAGGUAGCUGUUGGUCAAGUGUCUCGGGUAAUUGUUGAUCAAGUGUCUCAAGGGGUAACUGUUGAUCAAGAGUCUCUUGUAAAUGUUGAUCAAGUGUCUCGUGGGGUAACUGUUGAUCAAGAGUCUCAUGGGGUAACUGCUGAUCAAGUGUCUAACAGUGAAAGCAAGUCUUCCAAGGAUCAAACUGAAAUUCUUGAUCAAGAGUUUCAUCAGGUAGCUGUUGGUCAAGUGUCUCGUGGGGUAAUUGUUGAUCAAGUGUCUCAAGGGGUAACUGUUGAUCAAGAGUCUCUUGUAAAUGUUGAUCAAGUGUCUUGUGGGGUAACUGUUGAUCAAGAGUCUCUUGUAACUGUUGAUCAAGAGUCUCAUGGGGUAACUGCUGAUCAAGUGUCUAACAGUGAAAGCAAGUCUUCCAAGGAUCAAACUGAAAGUCUUGCUCACAACCAACAACUUAGUAAAGGGCUGUCCUUAAAAUCUAGAUCACAUGAAACUCCUAAGCACACUAGGCCUUAUGCUUGCACUCAGUGUGGGAAAAGGUUUAAGAAGACAAAUCAUCUGAUAGAACACAUGGAUACCCAUACUGGUAUAAAGCCUUUUUUGUGCUGUAUAUGUCAACGAUCUUUUGCUCGUAAGAGGGCCCUUGUAAGUCAUUCUUUAAAAGUUCAUGGGUUUAGAAAUGAUCAGUUGUCUGAACAGGGAUGCAAGUUUUCUUCCAAACUUAAAGUCCUAGUUUACAAACUAUCAAUUGAGGAUUGUCUUGAGCAAAUUAAUAGCCCUGGUAACGAGCAACGCCAUCAGCAAACACAUAGUGAAGAUCAAGAACAACCAAAAACUAUGGGUCAACAUCAAGAUCUAGGCUCAGUUUGUGAUGUCACACAUUCUCCGUUGUGUAAUGUUAAAGACACUCUGUUAGAUUCUGAGAGAAUACAACCUGACAUGAUUCAUGGACUUGGCAAUGUAGAAAAAUUCGAAUAUACAGGAGUGUCUAAGAAUGGAGGAGAACAGAGCCAAUUGAGUAAAGGAAGUGAUGCAGUUAAAAUCAAUAGCCUUCGUGAAGACUUAUCUCUGAAAUUACGAGAAGAAUACACUAAAAGUAAACAACCAACUGAAAGUCAUGAGUCCAGUGUCAGUAAAAUCCUUAAUAACAAUAGAAACUCAUCAGGUGUAAUAGGCAGGGGUAAUCAUCUUUCUGAGGAAAGAGGCAGUACAUCAAUUAGUUCUCCUUCCAAUGCCCCAUCAUAUGUGCAAAGUGAAGAAUGCUCACUUGGAGGGCCCUAUGUAUGUGCUAAAUGUGGUGAAAGGUUUAGCAAGUUAAGUAAUCUGAAAGAACAUAUGUAUCAGCAUAGUAGUGAAAAGCCUUUUGUAUGUUCUAUAUGCCAACAAUCAUUUAUUCAAAAAAGAAGCCUUUUGAGACAUUCAUUAAGACAUCAUGGGAUUAGUAAAGAUUAUUUGUCCAGCAGGCUUUCUACCAAACUGAAAGGCACUACUCGAAAUCAGCUGCAUGUUCUUGGUGAAAGUAAAAAACAAUUAGAUGAUAAAUUUCAAUGUCAUUUUGAUAACACAGAUGAUAUUUCUAAUGAAAUUGGUAAAACUAAUGAAUCAAAUAGUACUGUUCGUUCACAAGUACUCUACACAGAUUUGGAACAAAGAAUCACCUCUGUUAGUAAUCAUCAGGCUUCUAUUCAAGAAACUAACAGAAAACAACUUCAAGGAAAGAUGGAUAGUUCAAAUAGCAUGAGUAAAGGGCUUUCCUUAAAAUCAACAUCCCAUGAAAUUCCUAAGCCAUAUGGUUGCUCUGAAUGUGGGAAAAAGUUCAGAAAGACCAAUCAUCUUAAAGAACAUAUGUACACACAUACUGGUAAAAAGCCUUUUGAAUGUUCUUUUUGUCCAAAAUCCUUUAGCCGAAAGAGGAACCUAGUGAAUCAUUCAUUAAGACAUGGGGUAACUGUUGAUCAAUUGUCUCUCGGGGUAACUGUUGAUCAAGGGUCUUGUGGGGUAACUGUUGAUCAACAGACUCAUAGGGUAACUGUUGAUCAAAACACUCCUAGGGUAACUGUUGAUCAAGAGACUCCUAGGGUAACUGUUGAUCAAGACACUCCUGGGGUAACUGUUGAUCAAGAUUCUUAUGGGGUAAAUGUUGACCAAUUAUUUCAUGAAGUAGCUGUUGAUCAAGAGACUCAUAGGGUAACUGUUGAUCAAGAGACUCAUAGGGUAGCUGUUGAUCAAGACACUCCUGGGGUAACUGUUGAUCAAGAUUCUUAUGGGGUAAAUGUUGACCAAUUCUCUCUUGAAGUAGCUUUUGAUCAAGAGACUCAUAGGGUAACUGUUGAUCAAGAGACUCCUGGGGUAACUGUUGAUCAAGAUUCUUAUGCGGUAAAUGUUGACCAAUUCUCUCAUGAAGUAGCUGUUGAUCAAGAGACUCUUAGGGUAACUGAUGAUCAAGAGACUCAUAGGGUAGCUGUUGAUCAAAAGACUCAUAGGGUAACUGUUGAUCAAAAGACUCAUAGGGUAACUGUUGAUCAAAACACUCCUAGGGUAACUGUUGAUCAAGAUUCUUAUGGGGUAAAUGUUGACCAAUUAUUUCAUGAAGUAGCUGUUGAUCAAGAGACUCAUAGGUCAACAGUUGAUCAAGAUUCUUAUGGGGUAAAUGUUGACCAAUUCUCUCUUAAAGUAGCUUUUGAUCAAGAGACUCAUAGGGUAACUGUUGAUCAAGAGACUCCUGGGGUAACUGUUGAUCAAGAUUCUUAUGCGGUAAAUGUUGACCAAUUCUCUCAUGAAGUAGCUGUUGAUCAAGAGACUCUUAGGGUAACUGAUGAUCAAGAGACUCAUAGGGUAGCUGUUGAUCAAGACAGUCCUGGAGUAACUGUUGAUCAAGUGUCUCAUGGGGUAACCGUCGAUCAAGAGACUUUUGGGGUAACUGCUGAUCAAGUGUCUAACAGUGGAAACAAGUCGUCUGAGUAUCAAACUGAAAUUUUUGCUCAACAGAAACCAAUUAGUAAAGGGAUGUCCGUAAGAUCUAGAUCACAUGAAACUCCUAAGCCAUAUGGUUGCUCUGUAUGUGGGAAAAAGUUCAGAAAUACCAGUCAUCGUAAAGAACAUAUGUACACACAUACUGGUAAAAAACCUUUUGAAUGUUCUUUAUGUCCAAAAUCCUUUAGACGAAGGGCACAAGUUGUAGAUCAUUCAUUAAGUAUUCAUGGGGUAACUGUUGAUCAAGUGUCUAACAGUGAAAAGCAACUACUUGAUUCCAAUCAAAAAGACAUUUCUGAUCAAGAUAACAUGCAAAUCAGCCAGGGAAAAGAUUGUAAAGGUCAUAACCCAUCAGUACAAACAAACAAUGACACCCUUAAUUAUGUUUGUUCAUGUGGAGAAAGUUUUCAUUCGUUUGAACAACUCACUGUCCACACAAAGACAGUUGGGGGAGGGGAACCCAUGAAAUGUCCAAAUUGCGAUGAGGUGUUUUGUCAUAGGUCUUCUUACAUUUGCCAUGUACUUAUGCACUUGGAAAAGAAUCACAAAUGCCCUGAAUGUGAACAAACCUUUCGAUGGAGCUAUGAAUUAACAUCACACAUGAAAUCACACCUUACUAAAAGUAAAGAAAACAUAAAUCUCCCAACUGAACGUAAAAGAGACAAAAGAUUGAUUAAUGCGGGCUCCAAAAACGAUAGUGGGGCAAAUGCAUGUUCUCAGUGUAAUAAGCGUUUUAGAAAAAUAUCAUGCUUGAGAGAACACAUAGCUUAUUUCCACACAGGAGAAAAGUAUUUUUCUUGCUCUAAAUGUUCAUCGACUUUUCUUAAACGGAAAUCACUAAUCUGGCAUUCUGCAAAACACCAUGGGGUUGUCCUUGAUCAGAUCUGUGAAUGUGGAAAGGGGUUUUCUUCCAAAGCAGAAGUUAUUGCUCACAUUACCACACAUGAUACCUUGCAAUCACAAGGCUUAGGAAAUAAUCAGCAAACACAUGGGACAGCUCAUGAUCAAAGGAAUUCUAAUGAAGAAGUGUCCAAUAAGGUGUUUCACAACUCUGAUUCUAAUAUGAGCCCGGUUGAAACACAAACAAGUUUUAAAGAGCCUCAGUUGAACAAAGAAACGAGUGAGAAGACCAGAUCAAUUGCCAUGACUAAGGAUUUGUUUGAUGACUCUGAUGAUGAUCAGAUGAGCAUCAGUUCAGAACUUAUUGGAAGGUGUACAAAGAGUGAUGAAUCUAGCAGUGUUUUGACUGUAGUAGACGCUCAUAGAAAAAAUGGUCAAGAAUCAAGUCUAGAGGAGCUUAGUGCUCAAACUGUUGAUGAAAGACUUUGUUCCUGCUCUGAAUGCCAACAACAUUUUCCUGGUAAAUUCUCGCUUUUGCAACACUUGAUGAGACAUCAUGAGGAUAUUUUGAACAAAGUUUGUGAGUGUGGUAAAAGGUUUUCCAGUGAGGAAGCUCUGUCCAAUCACCAGAGAGGACUGGUAAAAUGUAAUAACUGCCUUAUCUGUAAGAAAACAUUUGAAGGUCAAUGUUUGUAUGAGCUUCACAUGGAAAUGCAUGCAGAGAUGCAAUACAAGUGUACUGAAUGUGAAGACAAAUUUGCCCUAGAGAAUCAAUUAAUCAACCAUCUUAAGUUCCAUACGGGUGGAAAACCAUUUGCUUGUUCCAUGUGCAAGGCAAGCUUUUCCCAAGACAAUAGCCUUGCCAAACAUUUGCAAAUGCACAAGAAAGAGAACCUCUAUGAAUGUGUAAAGUGUGGGAUACUAUUUGUGAAUUUAAACAAAAUUUGCGAGCAUGAUCUAAAAGUGCACAAACAUUGUUGGUGUCCCGUGUGUGAUAAACAUUUUCAUGCAAGUAAGGAGUAUGAGGAACACAUGCAAACGCACAAAGAAGACCCAAUCUUUGAGUGUUUUAAAUGUCGUAAACAAUAUCCUCACUUGGAAAGCCUUAAGAGACAUGCAACACGCCAUGAUGAAAACAGGAUUUUGAAAUGCUUGUCAUGUAAUAAACUCUUUAUAAGAGAAAACCUUAGAAAACAUGUGGAAUGGCAUCGCUCAAUUAGACCUCAUAAAUGCAUCCAAUGUGGAAAGGGUUUCGUUCGUAAGCAUGAGCUUAAUAAACACAUGGUAGGUGUCCACACGAAAAGGAUACCAGCUCUCCAUCUGUGUCACAUAUGUGGAAGAGCUUGUGUCUCAGAAGCUCGGUUGUUGAUUCAUGUAGAAUCGGUCCACAAAAAGCAGGAAUUUCACACAUGUCCUGACUGUGGGUACAGCGUCGCUAACAAACAGCUCCUAUCACAACACCUUUACAUAUGCAGGGGUGGCAAGCCAUACAAGUGCACCAUAUGCCAAGAUCUAUUUAGUGAUAAGUACGAGUUUAAUCGGCACAUCAAAAGGCAUGCUGGUAAAAACCAAUGUCCUGUAUGCAAGCGGCAGUUCAAAUCGAUAUCUGAUGUAAAUCUUCAUGUGCGGAGGGUACAUACAGGAGAAAGACCGUUUCAAUGCUCCCAGUGCCCAGCCAGGUUUGUUGGGCCAAGUGCUCUUAAAGCUCAUAUGACAUGGCACAAUGGUGUGAAGCGUUUCAAAUGCCCAUUAUGUAAAAAAGCUUUUAUAAUGCCCGCUAGUCGCAAUAGGCACUUAAAAAAGGUACAUAAGGAAGUCAACCAUGUGAUGUGUGAUAAAUGUGGAGAAAGGUUUUCAGGAUUUGAUGAGUUAAUGAAUCACAGGAAACGUCUGUAUAAAGAAACUCCCCAUCUAUGUGUUGUUUGUGAAAACAGAUAUCAGACAAUCUGUGAAUUGACUGUACAUUUGAAAUCCCAUUCUAAUUAACAUUGAACAAGGAAAAUCUUAAUCAUUUUUGUCUCGCCGGCAUAGCACAGCGAGAGUAUAGGCGCCGCUUUUCUGACGGCAGCGGCAACACUGAAAUCAUAACCAAGGUUAAGUUUUUGAAAUAUCAUUACUUUGAUAGUUUAUGGACAUAGUUCAUGUAACUUGGACAUGGUGAUCAAGUAUCCUUGAACAUCCUGUGUGAGUUUCAGGUCAGAUGACCAAGGUCAUUUAGGGUUUAUGAACUUUGGCAGUGUUGGG
This is a messenger RNA of Lytechinus variegatus (green sea urchin), 10131 nucleotides long. RefSeq lists its product as uncharacterized. Gene Ontology annotation, molecular function: RNA polymerase II transcription regulatory region sequence-specific DNA binding; DNA-binding transcription factor activity, RNA polymerase II-specific. The transcript is spliced from 7 exons. Bases 556 to 9873 code for a protein of 3105 amino acids. Gene Ontology annotation, cellular component: nucleus. NCBI's taxonomy places the organism in Eukaryota, Metazoa, Echinodermata, Echinoidea, Temnopleuroida, Toxopneustidae. The record is from RefSeq and is a predicted model, not a curated record. Gene Ontology annotation, biological process: regulation of transcription by RNA polymerase II.